Molecule: messenger RNA, 1490 nt
Organism: Camelus dromedarius (Arabian camel)
Lineage: Eukaryota; Metazoa; Chordata; Mammalia; Artiodactyla; Camelidae
Gene: HAUS1
Product: HAUS augmin like complex subunit 1
Exons: 10
Coding region: 350-1279 (309 amino acids)
Biological process (GO): spindle assembly; centrosome cycle
Cellular component (GO): cytosol; HAUS complex
Source: RefSeq, a predicted model, not a curated record
GCGUGUUACUUUUAAGUUAUCAUUUUUAGAUUUAAACCUGCAGAUGAGUGAUUAGACCUUUGCCAGCUUCGGCCCAGGCACUGGUUACACAUUUACUUUGAUCUUUCGCAUUGAACUUGUGGUCGCCCUUGGGAGACCACAUGGGUAGCGGAACCGGCUGAAAGCAGUUCCCAGGCCCCAUCCCGGGAGCAAGAUGAUGUUGGCGUCACCGCGUUCCGGGCCGCGGCUGGACCGUCAGAGGGAUUCAUGGUGGCAGGGUUCCGUAAGAAUAAAACAAAAACAGGAAAACAGAAAACUUUACAUUGCGAUAGAAAUAUAAGGAACCUCUCAUAGCAUUAACUACAGUGUGAUGGAAGGAAAAGAGAACUUUGGGAAAGACAAGGAAAGAUUGGAAGAAUGUCUGAGUGACAGAGGACAGUGCGAGCAGUUCUGUGACUCCAACACAUUCAGCUAUUUGGUACUGGAAACUGAGAUUGCUGCGUGGUUGAAAAAAAUAUUUGGAGAUCAUCCCAUUCCACAAUAUGAGGUGAAUCCGCGGACAACGGAGAUUUUACAUCACCUUUCAGAACGCAACAGGGUCCGGGACAGGGAUGUCUGCCUGGUAAUAGAUGACUUGAAACAGAAAGCAAGGGAAUAUGAAUCAGAAGCCAAGCAUCUUCAAGACCUUCUAAUGGAGAGUGUGAAUUUUUCCCCUGCCAACCUCUCUAGCACUGGUUCCAGGUAUCUGAACACUUUGGUUGACAGUGCAGUGGCCCUUGAAACAAAGGAUACCUCACUAGCUAGUUUUAUCCCUGCAGUGAAUGACUUGACCUCUGAUCUUUUUCGUACCAAAUCCAAAAAUGAAGAAAUCAAGCUUGAAUUGACAAAACUCGAGAAAAAUCUAACUGCAACUUUAGUAUUAGAAAAAUGUCUACGAGAGGAUCUCAAGAAGGCAGAGUUGCAUUUGUCUACGGAACGGGCCAAAGUUGACAGUCGUCUUCAGAACAUGCAUUUCCUCAAAGCCAAGUCAGAAGAGUUCAGAUUUGGAAUCAGAGCUACAGAGGAGCAGCUUAAAGCCAGAGGAAUGGACGCUUCUCUGUCUCAUCAGUCACUGGUCGCCCUUUCAGAGAAAUUGGCAGAACUAAAACAACAGACUAUACCUUUGAAGAAAAAAUUGGAGUCCUAUUUAGAUUUAAUGCCGAAUCCAUCUCUUGCUCAGGUGAAAAUUGAAGAAGCAAAGCGAGAAUUAGAUACCAUUGAAGCGGAACUUACAAAGAAAGUAAAUAUGAUGGAACUGUGACCAGAGCCAAGUAAAUUUCAUCUUUCUUAACAAAGUCAAUUGAAUAGGACUUUAAAGAAUUGUUUCCUCAUGCCAUUCCUUAGUAAUCCAAUUUCUAUGUUCUUCGAGGAGAUAAUAAUAUCAUUAUUGACAAAAUAGUGGUUUCUGGUUGUAUAUUGCAUUUUUAUGCCCAGAUUCAUAGUUUUCAUAUUAAAAAAAAUUGUUUUUUCUA